Messenger RNA from Nymphaea colorata (pocket water lily), 714 nucleotides. RefSeq lists its product as uncharacterized. Gene Ontology annotation, molecular function: cyclin-dependent protein serine/threonine kinase regulator activity. The transcript is spliced from 3 exons. Lineage: Eukaryota; Viridiplantae; Streptophyta; Magnoliopsida; Nymphaeales; Nymphaeaceae. Gene Ontology annotation, cellular component: nucleus. Gene Ontology annotation, biological process: regulation of transcription by RNA polymerase II. The coding region runs from base 1 to 714 and encodes 237 amino acids. The record is from RefSeq and is a predicted model, not a curated record.
AUGGGUGGUGAUAUCCGCACCCAGUUCCUCAGGAGCGAAGCAUCCGUCGGCAUCACCAGGGAAAGCUUCACCCGCCGCUUCCUCUACGCCGCCGACCCCCACUCCGACAACUACCUGCUCGACCGCUACGCGCCCACGCCCUCACAACUCCAGGGACUCUCCAUCGAGCAGGAGAAGGGCAUCGGCUACCUCAUGGGCGAAAUCAUCUUCCGGGCGGGCGAGUCGCUCCGGCUGCCCGUCUCCACCACCGUCGUCGCCGCAGCCAUCGCCCACUACUUCUACUCGCGCCACGGCUUCCUCGACCACGACUUCCGCGACGUGGCCAUGGGCGCCACCUUCCUCGCCUGCAAGUCCGAAGAAACCCUUCGCAAGUCCUACGAAGUCUCCGCAGUCUUCGACCACGUCUUCAAAGUAACCCCCAGCUAUAAAGGUCUUCGAGGGACAGCGUUCCCCAGUGAAGCCACAGUCUAUCGACUUUUCGACAUCCCGCACCGCUACAUCGGCGGCCUCUUCAUGACCUUCGACCGCCACCCUGAAUCCCGCCGCAUCUGCCAGCUCUCCUGGACGCACCUCAACGACUUCUACCGGACCAACUGUCCCCUCUUCUACCCCGGCCCCACCAUCGCAGCGGCAUCGGUCUACUUGGCCAUGCUGAAGCUGGGCGUGAGGAUGCCUAACGUUCCCUGGUGGGUGCUGAUCGAGGCCCACCUGUAA